AUGGCUUCCCCUUCUUCCGACCUUCACUUUAUCUUGUUCCCUCUAAUGGCCCAAGGCCAUAUGAUACCCAUGGUGGACAUUGCCCGAAUGCUAGCCCAACGCGGUGUUCUUGUCACUAUAAUCACAACUCCACUUAACGCCAACCGUUAUAAAUCAGUCACUGAUCGUGCAAUCAAAGCUAACCUCAAGAUUCAAGUACUUGAACUCCAACUCCCUUUAUCUGAAGUUGGAUUGCCUGAAGGGUGCGAGAGUUUUGACUUGAUUCCAUCAACUGCACUAGUGCUCAAGUUUUUUGACGCCAUUGCCAUGUUAGAAGAACCAACUGAAAGAUUGCUCCGGCGUUUAACUCCUGCUCCAAGUUGCAUCAUCUCAGAUAGUGGUUUACCAUGGACGACAGGUCUGGCUAAGAGGUUAAAUAUUCCUAGGCUUGUUUUCUAUGGACCAGGAUGCUACACGUAUCUAUGCAUACACAUAGUAGCGAAUACUAGAAUACUUGAUGAAAUCAAAUCCGACUCUGAGUACUUUGUGCUGCCCGGUUUGCCUGACCGGAUCGAAGUUACCAAACCCCAGGCUUCUGAUUGGCCAAAAAGAGACUCAAAAGAAAGAUUGGAGAUGUUUGAACGUAUAGAAGAAGCUGGGAAAGCUGCAUAUGGGAUUGUCGUGAAUAGCUUCGAUGAGUUAGAGCCCAAGUAUGUUGAAGAAUUCGCAAAGGCAAAAGAUAAAAAGGUGUGGUGUAUUGGACCGGUUUCAUUAUGUAACAGAAGUUUCCUAGAUGUAGCCGAAAGAGGUAGCAAGGCUUCCAUUAACGAACAUGAUUGCUUGAAGUGGCUAGAUUUAAGAGAACCAGGUUCUGUAGUCUACGUUUGCUUAGGGAGUCUAUCGUAUGCCUGCACAGAACAAGUCAUUGAGCUUGGAUUGGGAUUAGAGUUAUCGAACAAACCGUUUAUUUGGUUCAUUAGAGAGACAAGUGAUGAACUAAAGAGAUGGCUCUUGGAAGAAGCAUAUGAAGAAAGGAUCAAAGAUAGAGGUUUAAUGGUGUUUGGUUGGGCACCACAAAUCUUGAUACUCUCACAUGCAGCAAUCGGGGGUUUCAUAACGCAUUGUGGGUGGAACUCGACUCUAGAAGGGAUCUCUAAUGGGAUUCCAAUGGUUACAUGGCCCCAUUUUGCUGACCAAUUCCUAAAUGAACGAUUUAUCACAGACGUGUUGAAGAUUGGAGUGAGAAUUGGUGCGGAGGUUCCUGUUUCUUUUGGGGAGAGAGAUAACUUGAAAGUGAUGGUUAAGAGGGAAGAUGUGAAGAUAGCUGUGGAAGGUUUAAUGAAUGAUGAUGAAGAAGGAAAGGCAAGAAGAAAGAGAGCUAAAGAGCUUGGGGAAAUGUCAAAGAGAGCAAUGGAGGAAGGGGGUUCGUCUCACAAGAAUAUGACGUCGAUGAUUCAAGCAAUUACUGAAGAAGUAGCCAAGAACAAUAAACCGGUUCAAGCCUUGUAA
This is a messenger RNA of Lactuca virosa, 1488 nucleotides long. Lineage: Eukaryota; Viridiplantae; Streptophyta; Magnoliopsida; Asterales; Asteraceae. The record is from the annotation of a GenBank genome assembly.